Cucurbita moschata (crookneck pumpkin) is the source of this 2318-nucleotide messenger RNA. RefSeq names its product PHD finger protein At1g33420-like. NCBI's taxonomy places the organism in Eukaryota, Viridiplantae, Streptophyta, Magnoliopsida, Cucurbitales, Cucurbitaceae. The transcript has 5 exons. The record is from RefSeq and is a predicted model, not a curated record. The coding region runs from base 16 to 2109 and encodes 697 amino acids.
UUCCGCCUUCCAGCUAUGGUCGUUAACGCCCGUCCCCACAAGAGAAUGAAGAGACGUGUCACGGCUGAUCUCUUCGACUUCCUCUCCUUCCCUUCUUCUUCCUCCAUGUCCGCCGCCGUCGCCGCCCAUGAUUCCGACCACGACCAUCUCUUCACCGGCCCCUUCCGGAACAACGUCCGCACCUUCCUCUCCAAGCACGCCCUCCUCCCCCCGCCCUCUUCCUUGUUCCCUCACCUUCUCACCUGGCAGAUCCUCUUCCGCGUCGGCGACCUCGGCCUCCACGGCCUCGACUCUCAACCUGCCCUUGUUUAUCUCGAUAUCGUCGAGGAAGACGUCGCCAGAUCCAGAUCCCUCUACUGCGACCAGUGCCGUGUUGUUGGGUGGAGUGCACAUCCUGUGUGCGCCAAACGGUACCAUUUCAUAAUAAAGGCUAAUGGAAGCUCCAUUGGAGGUUAUCAUAAGCCAUGUAUGUGCUGUGGAGACGUCUUGCAUCUCUCCGAGUCCAAAUGCAAGUCGUGCAACCAUGUAACGAGUGCAGAUGAUGUAGAAGAUUGGGUGUACCAGCAGUUGGAGAACAAUACCCAUCUCUUACAUGCUGUGGUUCACUCCAAUGGUUAUGGCCACCUACUCAGGGUCAAUGGAAGAGAGGGUGGCUCAAGCCACUUAUCUGGAUGCCAUAUCAUGAAUUUUUGGGAUCGAUUUUGUAAAAUGCUUGGAGUAAGAAAGGUGAGCGUGAUGGAUGUGUCCAAGAAGUAUGGGGUUGGGUACCGGCUGCUUCACGCCGUCACCAAAGGUCAUCCGUGGUAUGGCGAUUGGGGUUAUGAAUUUGGUGCUGGUAGUUUUGCUGUGACUCCUGAUGCCUACAAAAUGGCUGUUGAAACCCUCUCCACCCUCCCUUUGUCAAUCUUUACAUCUCAAGGACGUAAGCCCCGUUCUCAUCUGCAGGACAUAAUUUUGUAUUAUCAGUCUUUGUCAGAGCGCAAACUUGUAAACGUAAGAGAUCUCUUUAGGUUUCUGAUGAGCUUGAUUCAUAAUGUUCGCAAGUCAUCAACAUCCAUUAAUGAUGUAACGGAUGAGAAGCAGCCAUCAAGGGUCUUGUGCUCGUGGACAAGAAGCGACAUUACACGUGUCGAAGAAGCAAUGCUGAAAGUGCUGCAUGCUGUAUCUGGGUCGAAUUGGGUCACUUGGCGCACCCUUCGUGGUGCUGUGUGCAAAGCAGGCCCACCUGAACUGCUUGAUUAUUGCCUUAAGAAUCUUGGAGGAAAAAUAUCAUCUGAUGGGAUUGUUGUCAAUGCUCAACGCAAUCCUCUAUCAGGUGCUUUCGAAUACAGGCUCGAACCCGGCCGUGUUUCAUUGAAUACCGCUACUGAUUGUACUGAAUCAUCCAUCUCUAGCAACCCAUCUGAAGAGAAUCUUCUGUUGGACUUGAGGUUUUUGUACAAUGCCAUGCUUCAUCCACAUUCUAUGGUGAACUAUGGGCCCCAGCCAAGAAGGGCAGCAGCAGUGAGCUCGGCUGUGAAGCUCAUAGACUGCAAGCAGUUUGUAAAAGAUUAUAAGCCCGAGAAGCUGUCGACUAAGUUGAAUCCUUUCUCACUAUGUCUCUUGUGCGAGGUCGAAGUUGUGGACGACUCAAAAGACAAUUCCUCAAGGCCCCCUCCAGAGCUAGUUGUACUUCCAUCUAAUGCUACCAUGUCUGACCUGAAGCUAGAAGCAUCAAAAGCUUUCCAAGAUGUAUAUUUGAUGUUCAGAAGGUUUCAAGUAGAAGAGAUAGUCGACCAUGGGGGUGUAGAUGAUUCCACCCAGGUCAAGCUGUUGUUCGGACAAACCGAGUCGGUGCGUGUUAGAGGAAGAUGCCAAGUGAAGAUCGCGCUGAACAGGUUUCGAAUGGAGAGGGGGGUAGAAAGGUGGACAGUUGAAUGUAGUUGUGGAGCCAAGGAUGACGACGGGGAGAGAAUGCUAGCCUGCGACUUGUGUGGGGUUUGGCAACAUACAAGAUGCUCGGGGAUUCGAGACUCCGACACGGUCCCAGGGAAAUUUGUAUGUUAUAAAUGCAGAAGCUCCAUUGUUGCAAUGAAUAGCAAUGGGGAAACGGAGGCGGAUACAGUGUAGAGUAGAGGUUAUGUUAGUUGGGAACUGUAUUUUGUGUAUAUAGUUUUGGUUUCAGUUCUGUUUUUGUUGGGGCCUUGUGAAUGUGUACAGCUGAAGUUAGGCCAAAAUCUCUGAUUACAUUUGUUUCCUCGUUUUGUUAUUCUUGUACAUGUUCAUAGGAAAAAGGAUGAUGAGUUGAAAUGAAACUCGCUAACUUGUUUCUUAAGAAA